AUGUUGUUGGAACACAGAAAGACGCAGAACGAAGAAGCAGAAGAAGAGCAAGAACUGUCGGAAGAUUUCAUGAAAACCCUUAACUACACACAGACGUUUGGUCGAUAUAAAAACAGAGCAACCAUCGCUCAAGUUAGAAAACCCUUUACUACACACAGAAGUUUGGUCUAUAUAAAAACAGAGAAACUAUCGCUCAAGUUAGAAGGUAACAGAAUGAAAUUAAUUCAAUGCUGAUAUAAGUACAAAGAAAGCUCAGAGUAAGAAAAUACUUAACUAUUUAACCACCAUGGUCUUAUUGUUAAUUCUCCCCUCUAGCCGUUACACAUUUCCUUUUAAAUUAGUUUCGAGAAUUUGGUGUUAGAUCAAGAUUUAUAACAUCUACCUGAUAAGUUUGAGUAUCCUCAUUACCUGUUUGCUUGAUAAUGUAUGGAUGUUAUAGGGAAAGUUACAUUUUUAUCACUUGUGGGAGUUUAAGGGCCAGAAAAAAGAUCUUUCCAUGACAUGCUGGCCAAUUCUAUAAGUAAAACAAAAGAGUGUUAUGCUUGUAAAUCAAAGACAAUCUUCUCAGACAUUAAGAGCAACUGAUCAGUGAUGCUAGACUGAUCAAGACUAUUUGUGCAUUAGAGGUGUGUAAAAAAGGAGAUUUUAGUUUAUAUAAUAAGCUGAAUUUUACACGCAUUUGAUUGGUUCUUUCUUAUGAUCUAUUAUUAGCAACAUCUUGCUUUUCUAUCAAAGAGAGAUUCCAUGUUGCCAUGGCUCUGUUAAGUAAUAGAUCACAGAACACAUCAAAACAUAAUAACAUCAGUGAUAUUCUGUUGUGCUUCAUGAGCCACUUUCUUAGUAGAAGAGGAUUCAGGCUUGUGAAUCGCUGCCAAUGCAGAGGUAAGCUGUAUAAUAAGUGAUUUCAAUUCUUGUAAUAUGCUUACUUUCUUUCUUUAGAGUAGUGACCUCUGUAAACAGCCACCUUCUCUCAUCUGCCAGUUAGUUUUACCCCAGACUGAUUGUCGCGAUGAAGUUCAACCUUAUUUUCAGUUUCUGACAAUCCAAACUUCUUGUUAUAGUUUGCUAGGCAAGAAGAAACUGCACAAGUUUGAACUGGCCUGUUUGGCUAAUUUAUGUCCUGAAACAUCAGAAGAAGCUAAGGCCUUGAUUCCAAGGUUAGUGUUUACCUUUCAGACCCUAGCAUCAGUAUGCAUGUUCUCCAUACUGUUCUUUCUACAUUGUCUGUGGAAUUAAUAAGGAGAAUUUGUUUAACAGUCAAAUGUUUGUUUAGUGAGGGAUCACUUGCCUUUUUCUUUACACCUUAUGUUGUUAUUUGGCAGUGAUACUGCAAAGAGAAAUUAGAUGCCAGUCAUUCCCAGGAAUAGAGGUUUAACCCUUUAACUCCCAUGAAUGACCAAGACAGAAUUUCUCCUUACAAUAUCAACACAUUAUCAAGCAGACAGGUGGAGAGAAUAAAGAAAAAUAUCAAUUAGGGGAUUAUUAGUUGACCCAAACACAAAUUCUCCUAACUAACAUUACAAGAAUUGUACUGGAGACAGUAAGGAGAAUUUCUUAGAUCUCGGGAGUGAAAGGGUUUAAAAUCCUUGUUUCACUGCAUACACAUUGCUCGCAUUUUUCCUUACCCCUAAAGGACUUGGGAAAAUACUAUGCAACUGGUAAAAUAUCCCCCCCCAUAGUGUUUUUAAACGGGUCAAAUACUGUGUAUUAAAACCCAUCGUCUAUGAUGAUAAGCACUUGCUCAAUUUGUUACAGAAAGUUUUCUAUUCUAAACUCUCUUUUUCAGCUUAGAGGAAAGGUUUGAUGAUGAUGACCUUCAGCAACUACUGGCUGACAUUCAGACACCUAGAAUUGUCUAUUACUAG
This is a messenger RNA of Pocillopora meandrina, 1865 nucleotides long. NCBI's taxonomy places the organism in Eukaryota, Metazoa, Cnidaria, Anthozoa, Scleractinia, Pocilloporidae. The record is from the annotation of a GenBank genome assembly.